Theobroma cacao (cacao) is the source of this 2327-nucleotide messenger RNA. RefSeq names its product UBP1-associated protein 2A (gene UBA2A). NCBI's taxonomy places the organism in Eukaryota, Viridiplantae, Streptophyta, Magnoliopsida, Malvales, Malvaceae. The record is from RefSeq and is a predicted model, not a curated record. Gene Ontology annotation, molecular function: RNA binding.
GUCAGGUCAAGGAGUGAUUGGUGAGCAGAAAUCCUAGCUUCUCCCUAAAACAGAAGCCCCAAAAAAACCCUAAAUUUGUAUCUUUCGAAUCUGCAUUUCCUCCAUGGCGAAAAAGCGAAAGCAGCGAUCGUCUGAACCGGAGCCCACCAAAACGACGCCGGAUCGUCAACCAAUCCAAGAAGAAGAGCAACAGCAACAACCGGAAUACGUAGCCGACGAAGAUCCGAACGCUAAAGUAGAAGAAGAACAGCAGCUACAAGAAGUUGAAGAGGAAGUAGAAGAAGAAGUAGAAGAGGAAGUUGAAGAAGAGGAAGAGGAGGAAGAGGAAGAAGAAGAGAACGAAGAAGACGAUGACGAAGAAGCUGAAAACCAAACCCUAGUCGGUUCCUCCAACGCCGCUGUUCAAAAUGGAGUACCCAAAGAAACGAGUCAAGAGGAGGAAUUGGACGACGAGCCGUUCGAGAAACUUCUAGAACCAUUUGGGAAAGAUCAAUUGAUUACCCUUAUUAAGAAAGCGGUCGAGAAGCACCCGGAAUUCAUGUCGUCGGUUCGGGAGUUCGCGGAUGCGGAUCCAGCUCAUCGGAAGAUAUUCGUUCAUGGGCUCAGUUGGGAUACCACUGCUGAAACCCUCACCGCCGAGUUUAUUAAAUAUGGGGAAAUCGAAGAAUGUAAAGCGGUUACUGAUAGGGUUUCUGGGAAAUCCAAAGGUUACGCGUUUAUUCUAUUUAAGCAUCGGAGUGGGGCACGCCGGGCUUUGAAACAACCCCAGAAGAAGAUUGGGAAUAGAAUCACUUCUUGCCAGUUGGCUUCGCAGGGACCAGUUCCUGCACCGCCUCCCUCUGCUCCUCCGGUUUCUGAGUAUACUCAGAGGAAAAUUUUUGUUAGUAAUGUGUCAGCUGAAGUGGACCCGGAGAAGUUGCUUGAGUAUUUUAGACAGUAUGGAGAAAUUGAGGAAGGUCCGUUGGGGCUUGAUAAGCAGUCAGGGAAACCUAAAGGGUUUGCUCUUUUUGUAUACAGGUCGAUUGAGAGUGCCAGAAGGGCCUUAGAGGAGCCUCAUAAGAAUUUUGAAGGUCAUGUUUUGCAUUGCCAAAAGGCUAUAGAUGGGCCGAAGCCAAAUAAAGGUGGUUAUGGAGGAAGUGGUUCUGGUGGGCAUCAUCAGUACCAGCAGCAUCAGCAAGGACAACAUCAGAUGCAGCCUCAUUACCAUCAUGCUAAGAAGGGAAAGUAUUCGACUGGUGGAUCAGAUACUGGGCAUUUGAUGGCUCCAUCUGGGCCUGCUGCAGUGGGGUUCAACCCUGGAGUUGCUGCUGCUGGGUUUAACCCCGGGGUGGCUGCUGCUGCACCGGCUUUGAACCCGGCACUUGGACAGGCAUUGACUGCGUUGCUUGCUACUCAGGGAGCCGGUUUGGGCCUUGGUAAUCUGCUUGGCGGGCUUAGUGGGGCGCCUGUGAACCAGGGAGCACCUGCUGCAGGGUAUGGGAAUCAGGUUGCAGGUGGCUAUGGAAGCCAGAUGGGAGUGCAGGGUGGGUAUCAGAACCCGCAGAUGGGGCAGGGCGGUGCUGGUAGGACUCAGCCUGGUGGCGGUGCACCUUACAUGGGGCACUAGGUACAAUGGCUACAUAGUCCUGACUGCCGAUUUCAUGCUUAAUGUAUUCUUAACAGGAGCACCUCCAGCUCCUAUCAACCCUCCAUCCCCCACACCUCCCUCGCCCACUGAAAUUCUCUCAUUGGUUAAUAACCUUUGCAUUGGGAAAGGAACAAAUGGAGUUGUUGGUGUUCUUUCUGUCAAUGAUCUGUGAUAUGGUUUCUUUGUCAUUGAUGACAAAAUUUUUGUUCAUGUAACAAGUUUUGAACCGUGAUUUGUGACCCUAAGGGGAAUCAGUUACCUUAAUGUUGAGGUUCCUGCCAGAUUGUGUUGUUUCUGAAAUCUGACAUGGAAGGGCCAAGAUAUUGCAAAAAUAUGGGAAGUAACUUGUUAAGCCAUAUUGACAAUAUGUGCCCAGCAUGUCUGGAAAGUGGAAACUGCUUCCGCAUGGGGCUAGAAUUUGUUGCUAGGUGAGUUGAUGGGGCAGGCAAAGUAACUAUUUCCUCAGAGCUAUGAAGCUGGUCUUGGGUGCUCCUGUCUGAACUUCACUGAGCGCCUGCCUGCCUGCCUUGAUCUGAAAAUUGGAGCCAUUGAUUGAUGCUGUCGUGUUGAUAUUCAGGCCUUUGUGCAUGUAACGUGAAAAUCCUGAAUGAUCAAUUGAUUUAAAGAAGGUCCAUGUAUCCUAGGUUGCUCUCCAAGCAUUAUAGUUAUGGCAAUAUAGAUAGAACAAGAAAAUUUUAAA